AUGAACUUUUGCGUUGCUCCUUGCCUCACUCUGUCCCCAACGGCUGACAGUUGUCCCUUCGAGGCCAUCAGGCUAUCGUUCACGGGCAAUGUCAGGCUAGGACCAGGAGUAUUCACCCCUGGUGGCUCAAUAUCCAUUUCAUCACCACAUGCUGAAAUCUGGCUUCAAAAUAAACAGAUACUUAUACGAGAUCAAAACACCACACAUGGAACAUAUGUGAAUGGUAUCCGAAUAGUACAACAAACUCUCUUGCAGAAUGGCGACAUCCUCACAUUGGGUGCUCCAAUAAUGCGGUCCUCUAGUAUCCCCAACCAUGUAACCGAUGCACAACUCAAGCCCAUCAAAGCAACGGUGACCAUUGUGGGCGUCUGA
Messenger RNA from Suillus fuscotomentosus, 372 nucleotides. RefSeq lists its product as uncharacterized. The record is from RefSeq and is a predicted model, not a curated record. The transcript is spliced from 3 exons. Gene Ontology annotation, molecular function: protein binding. The coding region runs from base 1 to 372 and encodes 123 amino acids. Lineage: Eukaryota; Fungi; Basidiomycota; Agaricomycetes; Boletales; Suillaceae.